UAAAAUCAUUAAUAUAAAAAAUAUAAUGGAAAACUCUUCAGCAGCGGGUUUAUGUUUGGAGUGGAAACAUCUAAAUUAUUAUGUGCCAGCCAAAGAGCAGACAAAUUAUAGUUUUUGGCAAUCGUGUCAAACUCAAAAGGAAUUACAAAUAUUAAAUGAUGUUAGCGGUCAUAUGAAAACGGGAGAUCUGGUGGCAAUAUUGGGAUGCAGUGGCGCCGGUAAAACCACAUUGCUAGCAGCCAUAUCACAGCGUUUGCGCGGUAACUUAAGCGGCGAGAUUGUUGUAAAUGGUAUUGCGACGGAGCGAGCAGACAUGAUACGCAUCUCGAGUUUUCUGCCACAGUUUGAAAUCAAUGUACAGACAUUCACUGCCUACGAACAUUUGUAUUUUAUGUCCCAUUUUAAAAUGCAUCGCAAAACAACCAAAUUACAAAAGCACCAAAGGGUUAAUGAUCUUCUAUUAGCAGUGGGUCUAAGAGAUGUGGCCAAUACACGCAUUCAACAGCUGUCGGGUGGAGAACGUAAAAGGCUGAGUUUAGCAGAAGAGCUUAUUACCGAUCCCCCGUUUUUAUUUUGUGAUGAACCCACCACAGGUCUGGACAGUUAUAAUGCCUAUACAGUGGUCAAAACUCUACGACAUCUUUGUACCCGUCACCGUAUUGUGACUCCCUCGCUAACGGCUUUGUAUGGCGAAGAUUCCUAUACAUCGCCCAGCGAUAGCAGUAGUUCUCGCAGCAGUCCUCACAGUUCCAUUGAAAUGGAAACAUUAACUUCAGAUUUACCUAGUCUUGAGGCCUUAAAUAAUAGUCCCAAUGGCCGUUACAAAAAAGCCAUUAUAUGUUCCAUACAUCAACCAACUUCCGAUAUAUUUGAGUUAUUUACGCACAUUAUUUUGAUGGAUGCUGGUCGAAUUAUCUAUCAGGGUCGUACGGAAGAGGCAUUGGAGUUUUUUACCAGAUUAGACUAUGUUGUACCUCAAAACUGUAAUCCAGCUGAUUUUUAUCUGAAAACUAUUUCGGACAGUCACACAAAUCGUAAUGAUGGUAAAUUAAUUAAAGCCAAAUAUAGUCUACAAACAUCGGGUCUGUACAGCAGUAGUUGGUUGUUGCCGAAGCCAUAUAGUGGGGAGUAUUUGACGAAUAUAAAAAAUUUCAAAAAAAUCUGGUGGCCUUUUCAAGUGUAUUUGCUGCUCAAGAGAUUUGUAACCGAAGAUAGUCGCAAUAUGAAACAGGGUGUAAUAUCCAUGGGUUUCUUUAUGAUAACUUCCGUAACACUAGCCAUUAUGUAUUCCGGUGUACAAGGUCUCUCCCAAACUUCGAUACAAGAUAUUGGUGGUUCCAUUUUCAUGUUAAGUACAGAAAUGAUUUUUACAUUUUCUUAUGGUGUUACCUAUGUGUUUCCCUCGGCUCUGCCGAUAAUGCGUCGUGAAGUGGGAGAGGGCACUUACAGCUUGUCGGCCUAUUAUGUGGCAGUUGUGCUCUCAUUUAUACCCAUGGCUUUUUUCAAGAGUUUCGUAUUCUUUGCUGUAGUUUAUGGUUCCAUAUAUUUAGAUCGUGGUUUUAUGCUGUUUCUAACAAUGGGCUUGGUGUUGGCUCUUUCGGCAGUGGCUGCUACCGGUUAUGGUUUAUUUCUAUCGACCAUAUUUGAGACGGAAAAAAUGGCCUCCGAAUGUGCAGCACCAUUUGAUUUGCUAUUUCUGAUAUUUGGUGGUGCCUAUUAUAAUGUCGAUUCGAUACCGUUUUUAAAGUAUUUCUCCUUGUUCUUUUACUCCAAUGAGGCUUUAAUGUAUAAUUUUUGGAUAAAUGUUGAUAAAAUUGAUUGCCCCCUAAAUGAAGCUCAUCCCUGCAUAAAGAAUGGCUAUGAGGUUUUAGUGCGUGGCUCAUUUCGCAUAGCAGAUAACACUUAUUGGACCGAUUGUUUGGGUUUAAUAUUUGUAGCUGUAGUAUUUAAUGUAAUUGCAUAUUGUUUUGUUCGCAAAUAUGUCAGACGUAGUGGUUAUUAUUAAUUAAAUCCAUUUACUGUGUUCAUUUUCAUAUCAACUCAGAACUUUUUGUUUGUUUCAUAAACCGCACAUAUUUUAUUAUGCACAGAUUAAGACAAAUAAAUAAAUAUUACUAU
This is a messenger RNA of Calliphora vicina (urban bluebottle blowfly), 2118 nucleotides long. It is a transcript of the gene bw, whose product is annotated as brown. Gene Ontology annotation, molecular function: ABC-type transporter activity; ATP hydrolysis activity; ATP binding. Gene Ontology annotation, biological process: transmembrane transport. The record is from RefSeq and is a predicted model, not a curated record. Bases 26 to 2005 code for a protein of 659 amino acids. Gene Ontology annotation, cellular component: plasma membrane. The transcript has 8 exons. NCBI's taxonomy places the organism in Eukaryota, Metazoa, Arthropoda, Insecta, Diptera, Calliphoridae.